AUGACUUUUGACAGCAACAACGAGUCCGAUGACGACGCCAACGGUCCUAGAGUGGCCGUGUCCCUCUCUAGAGGUGCAAAGUGGCGCCGCCUAUCGCCUCCACCCUCGACGAUGGCUUCCACCGCCGCCGGCACCACUAUAUCAAGCGGUGUCUCAAGCUUUGUGCCACAAACACCUCGUGUGGCAAUCCCGGAACUACACAUUCACCUCUCUUAUUUCGCUAUAGAUAGAGAUUACUGUACUGUUACGAUGUUCUUAUCAAAAGUAACUGCUGUAUUGUGGACUACCGUUAUGGCAGUGAAAUAUCCCAAUGAGAUCUCGGAAACUCCUUUAGUAUUAUGCGAACCAGAGCGGAUAGUAGUCAAG
Messenger RNA from Cylicostephanus goldi, 366 nucleotides. The record is from the annotation of a GenBank genome assembly. Lineage: Eukaryota; Metazoa; Nematoda; Chromadorea; Rhabditida; Strongylidae.